AUGAGCACAUUCGAGUACGUCGGCGGAGCAUACCGCGUGCUGUUUGGUAGAGGAACAAUCCAACAGCUCCCCUCGGCGCUCGAAAAGCUGAAUGCCAAAGCCGUCAUGAUUCUUUCCACUCCGCAGCAAGUGGAUGAAGCAGGGCGGAUCAAAAGUCUCAUCGGGCAAUCCGCAGUGGCCGUUUUCAGCGAGGCAACGAUGCACACGCCGAUCUCCGUGACCGAAAAGGCCGUCCGGGUAGCAAAGGAGAAGAUGGUAGAUAGCAUCGUAUCCAUCGGCGGAGGCAGCACUAUCGGCCUGGGCAAAGCCAUCAGUGUACGGACCGGCCUGCCGCAUCUCUGUGUCCCGACCACCUAUGCCGGCAGUGAAAUGACUCCGAUCCUCGGGGAGACGGACCAGGGGCGCAAGGUUACAAGGCGUGACGCUCGCAUCCUUCCCGAGAGUGUUGUCUACGACAUUGACCUAACGCGUUCGCUCCCGGUUCGACUUUCUGUCUACAGUGGCAUCAAUGCAAUCGCCCACGCAGUCGAGGCCCUCUACGCAAGCAACAUAAACCCAAUUAUUGACCUGAUGGCGGUCGAAGGAAUCCGCAACCUCGCCAAGGCGCUGCCCGUGUUGCGGGAGGAUGACCAAAACGACGAUGCACGAUAUGAGGCUCUUUACGGGGCGUGGUUGUGUGGAAUUUGCCUAGGAAGCGUCAACAUGGGACUGCACCACAAGCUAUGCCACACUUUGGGCGGCACUUUCAAUCUCCCACAUGCCGAAACGCACGUUACAGUCCUUCCGCAUGCCCUGGCGUUCAACGCUCCGGCCGUCCCGGGGCCAAUGGCAAAGAUCGCGUCGGCACUGCCGGACUCUGGAGGGGAUGCCGUCAGGGGAAUGACCAGCCUCUAUCGGCGACUCAAGAUUGACUCGAGCCUAAGGGGCUACGGUAUGCCGGAGAGAGGGAUCGACAAGGCCGCUGACCUUGUAAUGUCGAACCCGUACAAGAACCCGCGGCCACUUGAACGAAGGGCUAUCCGCGAGUUGAUCCGACGUGCAUGGGCGGGUGAGGAUGCCGAAUAUUUUUUAUGA
Molecule: messenger RNA, 1074 nt
Organism: Fusarium keratoplasticum
Lineage: Eukaryota; Fungi; Ascomycota; Sordariomycetes; Hypocreales; Nectriaceae
Product: Fe-ADH domain-containing protein
Exons: 2
Coding region: 1-1074 (357 amino acids)
Cellular component (GO): mitochondrion
Molecular function (GO): alcohol dehydrogenase (NAD+) activity; maleylacetate reductase activity; metal ion binding
Source: RefSeq, a predicted model, not a curated record